Molecule: messenger RNA, 759 nt
Organism: Sphaeroforma arctica JP610
Lineage: Eukaryota; Ichthyosporea; Ichthyophonida
Exons: 5
Biological process (GO): lysosomal transport
Molecular function (GO): signaling receptor activity; D-mannose binding
Source: RefSeq, a predicted model, not a curated record
AUGAGUGCGAACUGGAUGGGCUUUACCACAGGCUACUUGACAGGCGGCGAUGGACACUUCUUUGGCAUUGAUCUGUGUGGAGAUGAAUCUGCCGCUCUUACGGGAACGUCUUGUGAGGAUAUGCCGAACACGGCUGUGUGUGAAACGGACGAGAAGGCUGCAGCGGGGCAAGUCAACCGCACAGUUGGGUUUAAGAAUGGAGUGCUUCUAAUGACUUUCACGGGUGGCAAAGCUUGUCGAAAUGGUCUCACACGCACCAGCACCAUCACGUUUGUGUGCGAUCGGACGGCUAUGGGCUAUCCCGUGUUCGUGGAAGAAGAGGACGACUGCAGUUACUACUUUGAAUGGCGCACAGCAGCAGCCUGUCCUGCCCUUCAGAAGAACCAACACGUGUGCUACGCCGUUGACGUAGAGAGUGGCCGUAUGUAUGACCUCUCUCCGCUUCAGGCGCAUGACGGCGACUUUGUGGCUAUGGGAGGCGAUAGAGACGUUGAGUUCCAUCUGAGCGUGUGCAGGCCUUUACAGCACACACCCAAGGGCUGCAUCAACGGCACGUCCAUCUGCUCCCACAACCCGCACGACGAGUCCGCACCUGGCGGGUCCCAGGGCUUCUUUACGGGUGCACCCACAGUCACUGAGGGGGUGGUGACCAUACUGUACACCGGAGGGGCUGUGUGUGAAGAUGUGUAUGGUGUCAGUGGGAAGGGUGUGAGCUCGGGCGAUGUGGUUGACCUGUCUGGCAUCGAGGACGAUCCGAUG